UUGGGUAUCCAAUCCCAACUCACUUUCGCCGAACUCAUCGGAUCCAACUCCAUUUCCUCUCCCAUCCAACUCCUUCCUCCUUUUCGCUUCCGAUCAAAAAAUGGACCUUUCAGUCUCAGCCUCUGACUCUCCACUUCUGAACGACACCGUUGAUGGCGCCGUCGAUUUUCAAGGUCACCCAGUUCUCCGAUCAUCCUCCGGUGGUUGGAGGUCCGCCUCUUUCAUGAUAGGAGUGGAGGUCGCCGAGAGAUUUGCUUACUACGGAAUCGGUGCCAACCUCAUUACUUACCUCACCGGGCCACUUGGUCAGUCUGUGGCCACCGCCGCCGAAAGUGUCAACAUCUGGUCAGGCAUCUCCAUGCUAUUCACUCUCCUCGGAGCUUUUGUCGCUGAUUCCUUCUUCGGACGAUAUCGCACCAUUCUUUUUUCUUCUGCAAUUUACGUCUUGGGACUAGCCUUGCUCUCUUUCUCUGCUCUGCUUCCCACAACAACCUCCCUCCUCUGUCAGAACUCUAACGAAAUUUCAUCAUGUUCCACUCCCCAGUUUCAGCUUAUGUUGUUCUUCGUCUCUCUGUAUCUAAUAGGGGUAGGGCAAGGUGGACACAAGCCUUGCGUACAGGCUUUUGGAGCCGAUCAGUUCGAUGCCCAACACCCUCAAGAGGCCAAAUCCAAAAGCUCAUUCUUCAAUUGGUGGUUCUUUGGUGUGUGCGCUGGUACCUUUGUAGCCAUUUUGGUGGUAACAUAUACGGAGGAAAAUCUUAGUUGGAGUUUAGGAUUUGGAAUUCCUUUCAUUAUGAUGGUGAUUGCAUCGGUUGUGUUUGUAUUUGGGAAAAACACAUAUCGUUAUAGCGUCAAAAAGUACGACAAGAGCCCAUUUGUGAGAAUUGGUCGGGUAUUUGUAUCUGCAGCUAGGAAUUGGAGAGCUUCUUCAACAUUCAUUUUUGGUCAGGAAGAAAGUGCAAUAGACUUGUCGCAACAGAAAGCUGGACAAUUCAGAUUUCUUAACAAAGCCUGCAUUGUCCCAAAUCAUUCCAACCUAUGUGGAAUGGUGUGCAGCAUGAGCGAGGUUGAAGAAGCAAAGGCAGUUCUUAGGAUUUUUCCUGUAUGGAUGACAGUCCUUGUAUUUGGUAUUGUGUUUGCACAAGAUUCCACAUUCUUCACCAAGCAAGGAGCUACAAUGGAUAGAUCAAUUUUAUCAGGCUUUAUCAUUCCUGCUGCUGCAAUCGAUUCAUUUGUUCCCCUUUCCAUCGUUAUCUUUAUUACCAUCUAUGAUCGUGUAUUCGUUUUUAUCGCCAGAGCUUUUACAGGAGUACAGUCUGGUAUCACAACGCUGCAGCGAAUAGGAACUGGGCUGGUUAUAUCUGCCAUUUCAAUGUUGGUUGCGUCUAUGGUUGAAAGGAAAAGAUUAAGAAUUGCAGAAGAGCAGGGUCUAGUUGAUAGGCCUGACAUAACAAUUCCAAUGAGCUUUUGGUGGCUAGUUCCUCAAUAUACUUUGUAUGGUUUGGCUGAAGUUUUUACAUUGGUUGGUCUCCAAGAGUUCUUCUACGAUCAAUGUCCAUCAGAUUUGAAAAGCAUGGGGCUUGCCUUUUACACUAGCGUCUUAGGCAUGGGAAGCAUUUUAAGCAGUCUUUUAGUUUCUGUGAUCGAUGAAGCAACUGGAGCCAAUGGGCAGAAUAGUUGGUUUUCCGACAAUCUCAACAAGGCGCAUCUUGAUUACUUUUAUUUGCUAUUGUCUGGGCUGAGUCUUCUAGCGUUUGUUGGCUUCCUGUUUGUUUCCACCUGGCAUGUUUAUAGCAGAUGAAUAAGUAUACGUCAAAUGAUAUGAAAAGUGUUGGUUUCAGAAGAUGGAAUGCUUCAUACUCGGUUGAGUGUUGGUUUCAGAAGAUGGAAUAUCUAAUAUUUUUUUCGCAUGGAGAACUCAUUAGAUUGUUGCAAGCGGAACAAAUCGGCCGUGCUCUAGAACCGAUUUGUUAUCGAGCCGCAUUAUUGGAAAUAACAAAAGUAAGUUCUCAUGAAACUGCUCGAAUUUUAGCAAAAGCUACCCUCCAAGAUUAUAUCGAUCGGUUGUGAGGUCAUAAAGAGAACUAGCGCACUGCGCACUGUUGGAGGAUCACUACAACAUUUCCUAUUCAUUGCAGCCUUGUAUUAUAGCAUUUACCCAGAAAGACACAACAUUCGAGUACAGGGAGGCUGUUCAUAAUUGUACUAAGCAGACGAGUGCCAAAGUUUUUGGUUUCCUUCUCGGUAUGUCUAUUUAAUUCACCACAUACCACAAAGAAAACCUCACGAAAA
Molecule: messenger RNA, 2292 nt
Organism: Cucurbita moschata (crookneck pumpkin)
Lineage: Eukaryota; Viridiplantae; Streptophyta; Magnoliopsida; Cucurbitales; Cucurbitaceae
Product: protein NRT1/ PTR FAMILY 5.10-like
Exons: 4
Coding region: 101-1801 (566 amino acids)
Biological process (GO): oligopeptide transport; transmembrane transport
Cellular component (GO): membrane
Molecular function (GO): transmembrane transporter activity
Source: RefSeq, a predicted model, not a curated record